GCAACAUUCUACACUAUGGAUAGAAAGGAGAGUGGAGGGUAUGAGAACCAGUUGACAGUUACGCACACACACACACACACACACCUGUUGCGUGUUGCUGCAAUAGCGGAGCACACGUGGGGCAGCGGCAAGGUGACACGUAGCCGGCCGCGCUCAGCUGAUCGUAGCCACCGCACACCUCCCUCCACGCCCAUACAUUGCCUACCUCCACCAGCCUUUGCACGCCGGACUGUUCUCUGGUCACACCUUGUUGCUCCCCACACUUCGACGCAGAAACAAAAGAUGGGAUUUAGUAGUGGAGUUGUGCAAGUGGUGAUUAUUGCUGCUGCUGUGGUGAGCUGUGUGUCAGCCUCAAAACCUCCCAAAUCAAAGGUUGUGAAGUGUGCUGUGUGCCGCAGCGUGGUGAGCGAGUUGUAUGACGCCAUCCUGGAGGUUGAUCCCAGAAAAACCAUUGAAGUGGGCUCCUAUCGCAUUGAAGCUGAUGGAAAACAGAAGGUUUCGGCUGUGAAGUACGCUGGCUCUGAGGUGCACAUGAUGGAAGUGAUGGAGACGGUGUGCAAGAGCAUGAAGGACUAUGCUCAGGCCAGACAUAAGGAGACAGGGCGCCUGGAGGCCAUCAAGCUGGUGGUGGGCGGCAGCAUGAACCCACGCAUGGGGGAGUACGACAUGGUGCAGGACCCAGACCUCAACAAAGGCCUGGAGUUCCACUGUGAGGCGAUUGUGGAGGAGUUUGAGGAUGAGAUUGGUUCAUUUUUCAAGAAUAGUGGUGACAGCAAACUGUUUGACCUGCAGGAACAGUUCUGUAAUGAAGUGACAAGUUUGUGCUCGGGUGUCAAGGAUGAGUUAUAAUACAGGAAAGUUUGCAGGUACUAUAUAUAUUUUGUGUUUUGUUCAUGUUGUAGUUUGUUUUUGUAUGCACUUGCAUGAAAUUGGUAAUAACUUGUAGAAUUUGUGAUCUCUUGUAAAAUUACCAAGUAGAAUUUGUGAUUUCUUGUAAACUCAGGAGAAUAUGGCAAUUGUACCCAGUAGCCAAAAUGUUGUGGUGAGCAUGGGGAAGGUCAACAUGGUGACUGAACCUCUGUAGAUUGUCCUAUACAUAAAACAGCCAGUAAGUGACGUUUAAAAAUAUACAUACAUAAAUUAGAUUACACUUAUUCUGAUGGAAAACAAAAAAAAUUGAAUGUACAUUACCAUGGAAAGUAGCAUCUAUCUUUAGCAAAACUGUGGCCUCCCUUGAUAUCAGAUAACCCAGAGGACAGUGCGGUGUGUGUGUGUGUGUGUGUGUGUGUGUGUGUGUGUGUGUGUGUGUGUGUGUGUGUGUGUGACUGUUUGAUCUGCUGCAGUCUCUCUCUGUGUGCAUGCUUGUGUGUGUGUCUGUGCUUGCAUGUAUGAGUGAAUGAGUAAAUGCGUGAGCAUGUGUGGUUAUCUUAAACAGUACAUUGUCUUGGUGAGGUGUAACUUUUUAACAUUAGUUAUGAGAUAUCAUGAGACAUUGAAUUCAGAUGUACAAUGAUGUGGCUAUCUUAGUUAAUAAACUGAUAGGGCCUGCA
Molecule: messenger RNA, 1550 nt
Organism: Portunus trituberculatus (swimming crab)
Lineage: Eukaryota; Metazoa; Arthropoda; Malacostraca; Decapoda; Portunidae
Gene: sel
Product: protein canopy homolog 2-like
Exons: 5
Coding region: 16-849 (277 amino acids)
Cellular component (GO): endoplasmic reticulum
Source: RefSeq, a predicted model, not a curated record